Molecule: messenger RNA, 753 nt
Organism: Pseudozyma flocculosa PF-1
Lineage: Eukaryota; Fungi; Basidiomycota; Ustilaginomycetes; Ustilaginales; Ustilaginaceae
Exons: 2
Coding region: 1-753 (250 amino acids)
Source: RefSeq, a predicted model, not a curated record
AUGCGUCUGGUCCAGGUCUCUCUCGUCGGCGCCGUGCUGGCGACUGUAGGCUUCAUUGGCGUGGCAGCCACCCCUCUCACCACCUCGCCCGACAUCUCUGGCGGUGCGGCCAUCGUCGAGCCCCGCGCCGGCGCCGACGCCAUCGCCAACGCUGCCCAGCCGGCCGCCGACUCUCAGCCCAUCUACUGGAAGUGGUGCUACGACCACCGCUGGAACCGCUGGCGCGCCUACUGGUGCAAUGAGUGGGACCGUCACUGCGACUGCCCGUGGACCUGGGACGACCGCGACCGCGACCGCGACCGCGACCGCGACAGGGACAGGGACAGGGACCACGACAGGGACCACGAUCACCGUCGCGACGUCGAGAGCCUCGCCGCCAGGGACUUCUACGGCGACGGCUCGCACCACGACCGCGACCACCACGACCACGACCACCACGACCACGACCACCACGACCACGACCACCACGACCACGACCACGACCGCUGGGACCACAAGCGCGAAGUCGGCGACGCGCUCGAGAAGCGUCAGGACUGGGGCGGCAACUCUCUGUGCCGCUGCGACGCCUGGGGACCCUGCUUCUGCCGAUGCCGCAACGGCUACUGCUGGCGCGUUUGGUGGUGGGGCGGAGGACGUGGCAACCGCGGUGACGGCGAUGGCCCUGGACCCGGCGCCGCAGUCGACGACAAGUCCCGAGCGCAGAUGCGGCUGCUCGACGCCGUCGAUCCUUCGUUGAUUCCUGAUCCAUCGUGA